Molecule: messenger RNA, 914 nt
Organism: Anthonomus grandis grandis
Lineage: Eukaryota; Metazoa; Arthropoda; Insecta; Coleoptera; Curculionidae
Gene: RpL8
Product: 60S ribosomal protein L8
Exons: 3
Coding region: 108-881 (257 amino acids)
Biological process (GO): cytoplasmic translation
Cellular component (GO): cytosolic large ribosomal subunit; ribosome
Molecular function (GO): structural constituent of ribosome; RNA binding
Source: RefSeq, a predicted model, not a curated record
GUUAGACACUCCCGUUGUCAAUGGUCAAAACAUCACGUCAGCUGUCAUCCGUCAAACUUCUCUCAUUCUUUUUCUCUGUUUUGAGAAGCGACCAAAAGUAAGAAAAAAUGGGUCGUGUUAUAAGGGCCCAGAGAAAGGGUGCCGGAUCCGUCUUCAAAUCCCACACCAAAAAAAGGAAAGGAGCGCCUAAAUUGCGUUAUCUCGACUUUUCCGAGCGACAUGGUUACAUCAAGGGAGUCGUGAAGGAUAUUGUCCACGAUCCAGGUAGAGGAGCCCCAUUGGCAUUCGUACAUUUUAGGGACCCCUACAAGUUCAAGACCCGUAAGGAACUGUUCAUUGCUCCCGAGGGAAUGUACACUGGACAAUUUGUUUACUGUGGAAAGAAGGCUAAUUUGCAAAUUGGUAAUGUACUCCCAGUUGGAACCAUGCCAGAAGGUACCAUUGUGUGCAACCUGGAAGAAAAAACCGGUGACAGAGGUCGGCUGGCCCGCGCAUCUGGCAACUACGCCACCGUAAUCGCCCACAACCACGACACGAAAAAGACCAGGGUCAAGUUGCCGUCGGGCGCUAAAAAAGUCAUUCCCUCAAAUAACAGAGCCAUGGUCGGCAUCGUUGCCGGCGGUGGUAGGAUUGACAAACCCAUCCUGAAAGCCGGUCGUGCUUACCACAAGUACAAGGUGAAGAGGAACUGCUGGCCGAAGGUACGUGGUGUUGCCAUGAACCCCGUUGAGCAUCCUCACGGUGGUGGUAACCAUCAACACAUUGGUAAAGCUUCGACUGUUAAGAGGGGAACCUCGGCCGGUCGUAAAGUUGGUCUUAUUGCUGCCAGGAGGACUGGUCGUAUUCGUGGUGGAAAGGUCGACAGCAAGAAGGACGAUUAGACGUAUUGAUUUAAUAAUAUGAUUUUUAAGUUA